Molecule: messenger RNA, 793 nt
Organism: Lolium rigidum
Lineage: Eukaryota; Viridiplantae; Streptophyta; Magnoliopsida; Poales; Poaceae
Product: protein YELLOW LEAF 1, choloroplastic-like
Exons: 5
Coding region: 135-605 (156 amino acids)
Biological process (GO): chloroplast organization; thylakoid membrane organization
Cellular component (GO): chloroplast
Source: RefSeq, a predicted model, not a curated record
CGCUGCCCUGCUCGUCGCCGUCCCUCACUCUGACCACAGCACAAAGCCCCGAAACCUCCAUUGCCGCCGCGCUCUCGUCUCGAGCUGCUGCAAGGGCCCUUCACCACCCUGUAUCCACGCCGCUGCCGGCCACCAUGCUCCCGCUCGCCACAAUGUCCGCGCCGAGUUCGCUUCUCCUGCGGCCCGCCGUGCACCAGAGGAUGGGGGGAGAUCGAGGACAGAGCUGGGGGUUGCUGUCUAUCUCAGGUUCGCAGUCUCGGAGGAAUAAACUCAACAACACCAUCUCUGCCAAAGCCAACAUAACAUGCUGUGCUAACCAGACGCAAACCGCCACCCGCAAAUCAUUCUCUGGACCCACGUCUCCACCAUCGGGUUCAGUUAAAGAGAAGGUGAAGCCCAGGCUCGAUGAUGGUGGCGUCGGGUUCCCACCGUUCCGGUUUGGUGGUGGAGGAGGUGGUGGUGGUGGCGGUGGCAGCAGUUCCUCCGGCGGAUUCAUCCUCUUCGUGAUCGUUUUGCUUCUGGACUACCUGAGGGAGUUCGAGAGGAACUUGCAGAGUGGGCCGCGCAGGGGCAGCGACUACGACAGUGGGCUCGCACCACAGUAGCUAGCUGCUUUUCUGUACUGCUUGUUUCACAGACGGUCCGGAGAUGUGUUACCUUGCUGAGCAGUGUUAUCAGACUAGAAUUACUGGCGAGAGAAUGAACUGAGAAGUAGCAACCGUAGCUGUUGGACGGGAUGUGGAGGGCUUGAGAUUACACACCAGAAGCAAGUGGCACUAAUGUUUCCGCUUCA